Cetraspora pellucida is the source of this 630-nucleotide messenger RNA. NCBI's taxonomy places the organism in Eukaryota, Fungi, Glomeromycota, Glomeromycetes, Diversisporales, Gigasporaceae. The record is from the annotation of a GenBank genome assembly.
AUGUCUUCACCUCCUUUCUCAGAUGCAGAAGAAUCUAAUGUCACACCAUCAACAACAUCAACUUCAUCAAUUAUAAGUCGCAAGAAGAGAAAAGCUAAUGCCGAAACCUCUCAUAGUAAUAAAAGCUAUAUCAGUUAUUUUUUUCAUAUAGAUAAAAACAACGUUGAACUUACAUACUAUAAAAUAUGUGUGCAUAACCUUGCUGGCUCUCGGCAACCUCCAUAUCCAUAUACAUAUAAAGGUGGCAACACAUCAAAUAUGAUUGCCUAUUUACACAACAAGCACAAAAUAAUCAAAGAUAACUAUACUGAUUAUUUGGAUGAACAUAAUAAACUAAUAGAUACUAACCAAGUAGAGUAUUUGCCUUCUGUUGCUACUGAUGGUUUACUUUGUAAAUUAGAAGCAAAUUCUACACAAGCUGAUGUGAAGGAAGAUGAUGAUAAAAUAAUGUACUAUGUAAAGUUGAAAGAAAUCAAAAUUAAUGAUGAUCCUUUAGAAUGGUGGCUAAAAAAUAGAAGUAGCUUGCCCAUUUUGGCUCAAUUAGCACACAAAUAUCUCUCUGUUCCAGCAACCUCUGUUCCAAGUGAGAGAUUAUUUUCCGAUGCAGACAAUUAUAUUUUGGCAAAAUGA